This is a messenger RNA of Kwoniella mangroviensis CBS 8507, 210 nucleotides long. RefSeq lists its product as uncharacterized. The coding region runs from base 1 to 210 and encodes 69 amino acids. Lineage: Eukaryota; Fungi; Basidiomycota; Tremellomycetes; Tremellales; Cryptococcaceae. The record is from RefSeq and is a predicted model, not a curated record. The transcript has 2 exons.
AUGUCUUCAUCCUCCGAUAACCACAACACUUCUUCGACUGAUAAUGACGAUCGAUCAGGAAAUGAUCAAAGUGCCAAUACUGACACGAGCAGCACCAACACCAGCAGCAGUGCUCCUGACUUCCUGUCGAUGCUGAGAACCAAUACUUCUGCCGCAGAAGAAUUCUCAUGGCACGGACCGGAUAACGGCGUAGAGGGUGUUUGGAAUUAA